CAAGCCUUACACUAAUCUUCCCUCUGAUAAAACUGCUCACAAUUUCUAUAUCAAAAUACGAAACACAGUUUUCUGUCUUGCGAAUUUCGAUUUUCUGAAGAGUUGAAAAAAUAGAAAAAAAACACAGAGUAAUAUGCGUUCCGCUCCGGAAUUUGUUUGGAUUUUGGCCGGGAUUUUAAGCGUUCGCGGACAGAUUAUUUUACGCGACGAAGGUCAAGGGCAACAGCCUGAUAAUGGCUUUUCCGGCAAUACCGCUGUGGGUGGUGCACAGCAACCGCCAAACUGCAACUGCCAGAAUAUCGUCAGCCCAGUGUCCGGUUUCGGCCAAUCGGGCUUUCCCAUGGACAGCGGCAACGAUUAUUGCAGCAAUACCGGCGAAACGCUGACCGAUCUAUGCGAUGUGGCCAAUAAAUUAUUUUCCAGUCAGAACAUGGGACUGCGACCUUGUAGUUCCAGCAAUAAUUUCGACCAGACAUCCACCGACCAAACCGUCCCUGACUCAUCCGCCGAAUCAGCAGAAGAUCCCCGCCGUCGGAAACGCGCCCCAUCCAUCACUCGCGUUACGCAAGCCUGUUUAUCCAACGGAUCAAGCGUAUCGGUUGAUGUGGCAGAAUUAAUGCAAACAAUUGCGAAGAACACCGAACUCGGCGUGCGAUGUUUAUCGCAAUGCCCAUGCGAGAUCCACUGCCCGAUCUCGGCCAUCACGGAAACCGGGUACCCGUCCGGUUCCGGCCACACUAGCAACCCGAAUAACUACACACCCGAACUAUACACACUGCCACCGGAUGGCGGAGAGUCGGACGGCAAUAUGCCGGACCAAUCGGAAGCUGGCGAUAUGAAUACCGGCGCUUUCGGGGAAGGAAAUGGAAACCAGUUCCAGCCGGGCCAAAACCAGCUUGGUGGGAAUGGUCAAGACCCAAACAUGUUUCAGUCCGGUUCAAAUACCGACCAGUCUAAUAGCGGGACGAACUGGCCAAGCGGCAACUCUCAGUAUGGGGCAAACUCCAACAACUAUGGUGUGCCACAAAAUUCGAAUUAUAACGGACAAAAUGGGGGUUAUGGACAACAGUAUCCUGGCUCGCAGUCCGGCUACCAGAAUUAUGGAAUGCAAGGCAUGCCAAAUAACCAGAACGGUAAUUGGAAUUCCGCUCAGCCGGCUUCGCCAUACGGCAACACCGGAAACGGAGGAAUUUACGGGAAUGCAAGGCUGACCGGAAAUGCGUACACUAACACCAAUAGCUACCAAAGCAGCCAGCAGACAUAUGCCACGCUGGGCCAGAAUUCGUACUGGAUGUCGGAUGGUCGGCGUACCGGGAAUCAUGGAUUCGGCCGAUUUUCCGCGAAUAACAAUAAAUACAACUACUAAGGAAAAUUAAUAUAAAAAUUAUUUACCAAAUCUUGAUGUCUUGACUUUUGAGUACGUAUUAACUUUUGGGACGGCCGGGCGGGUAUUACGAGAAGGGUUUUUAACUUUUUCUGUGUUCCUUCCAGCUAAAUUAUAAGGAAGUAACAGGUAACUGUUUGGAACGCUACUGCGAAAUUAUUUCCAUUACAGUGUCGAAGAGAUUAAAGUGUUUG
Messenger RNA from Paramacrobiotus metropolitanus, 1578 nucleotides. RefSeq names its product probable serine/threonine-protein kinase clkA. The transcript has 5 exons. The coding region runs from base 134 to 1366 and encodes 410 amino acids. Lineage: Eukaryota; Metazoa; Tardigrada; Eutardigrada; Parachela; Macrobiotidae. The record is from RefSeq and is a predicted model, not a curated record.